Molecule: messenger RNA, 2929 nt
Organism: Suncus etruscus (white-toothed pygmy shrew)
Lineage: Eukaryota; Metazoa; Chordata; Mammalia; Eulipotyphla; Soricidae
Gene: FAM110B
Product: family with sequence similarity 110 member B
Exons: 1
Coding region: 268-1410 (380 amino acids)
Source: RefSeq, a predicted model, not a curated record
CGCCUGGCUGGCUGCCUGGACCCCUUGGGAGGAAAAGUGCAUGAAAAUCACCCCAGGGCGUUGCAAGAACUGGGAAAUGCGCUGCUGCUGUUGUGGCUCUUGCAGCUGCUGUGGCUGUUGCAGCUGCUGCUGACGACGCGCGGAUUGCAAGCUCGGUCCGCCGCUCCCCUUUGUGCUCCGGGUACCUCUACAUGUGUCUGUCGGGCGCAUCAUCGGGAGGCGCGCACGACCGCAUCCAACACGGCUGCCGGGGAGCGAGCGCCCGCCAUGCCCACCGAGACCCUCCAGACAGGUAGCAUGGUGAAGCCCGUGAGCCCCGCGGGUACCUUCACCUCGGCGGUGCCCCUGCGCAUCCUCAACAAGGGCCCCGAUUAUUUUCGGCGCCAGGCGGCCGAGCCCAACCCCAAGAGGCUGAGCGCCGUGGAGAGGUUAGAGGCGGACAAGGCCAAAUACGUGAAGAGCCAGGAGGUCAUCAACGCCAAGCAGGAGCCCGUCAAACCCGCCUCCACCGUGCUGGCCAAGCCCCCCGUGGGCCCCGCGGCCUCCAAGCGCGCCCUGGGCAGCCCCACGCUGCGCGUGUUCGGUCCCCACGCCAAGACCGACAGCGGGGUGGUGCAGCGGGAGACCCUCAAGUUGGAGAUCCUCAAGAACAUCCUCAACAGCUCCGAGGGGUCCAGCUCGGGCUCUGGACACAACAAGCACAGCGGGGCCCGCAACUGGGCCCCACACCCUGGCCCCGACCCGCACCGACACUCCUUCGCCGAGUCCCUCAAAGUGUACCCAACCACGCAGGACAGCGGGUCGCGCGUGGACGUGGGCAGCAGGAGGAGGCUGCUGGAACCCUCGGCCGACUCUUUCCUCCACGUGUCGCACAGCUCCUCGGACAUCCGCAAAGUGACCAGCAGCGUCAAGGCCCUCAAAGCCCUCCCUUGCAGUAGCUCGGCGCCCCCUUUGCCCCCCAAACCCCAGGGGAUCCCCCUGGCUACCACACUCCAAUCCCCAGAGGCCGACCCUCCAGUGGUGGAAGCCCCUUGCAGCGGUGGGGUCAGUCGCAGGCCUUCCCUGCAGAGGUCCAAAUCCGACUUGAGCGAUCGUUAUUUCCGAGUGGAUGCCGACGUGGAGAGGUUUUUCAACUACUGCGGCCUGGACCCCGAAGAGCUGGACAACCUGGGCAUGGAGAACUUCGCCAGGGCCAACUCCGACAUCAUCUCGCUCAACUUUCGCAGCGCCAGCAUGAUCAGCUCCGACUGUGAACAGUCUCAGGACAGUAACAGUGACCUUAGGAAUGAGGACAGUGCCAACGACCGGGUGCCCUACGGCAUCUCGGCCAUCGAAAGGAAUGCCAGGAUCAUUAAGUGGUUAUAUAGCAUCAAGCAAGCGAGGGAGUCCCAGAAGGUGUCCCAUGUGUAAGGGACGAGUUGACAGCACGUAGACGAGGGGGUUCUGUGGGCACCCACCUUCGUGAUGAAAGGUUGCGAGGUCUCCCUGAUGUGUCGUGAGCUUCUCCACUCUCUUUGUGUUGCUUGUUGUGCAAUGUUUUCAAGUUGCAUGCCUGUCAACAUGGGGACCCGACCUGGCUUCCACUCGGACUGACCAUCUCUGCAGAGCCUGGCUUCACACACACACACACACACACACACACAUCUAUCUAUCUGCCUACAGUUUCAGGCCGGAAUCUAAUUAGGGCUUUGAUCUUCAAGCAAAAACUGUUUACACAUACAUACACAUAUGGUAUACGACUCUUCAAUAUUUAUGUGGUUCUUGUGUUUUAUAUCCCACGCUAUUGUGUCUUAAUUAAAAAAAUGUUUUAUCAACUGGCUUUUAAGUUGAAAGCAGAAUCUUUAAAAAAAAAUAAUAAUAAAUAACAAGCCAAUUUGCCUACAUGUGAGACCAAAACGAUUCGAGGGGGGGAAUAUAUGGGCUCUGCUACCUAACAAAAUGUUAAUGAUGGAACUGACCUGACCUGACCUGACACAGAAACAUUGGGGCUUUCUAAGGAAGAUAGUGGUGAGCUGGCCAAUAAGCAUUUACAUAGUGAAAUUCUUUGCCACUUAUUAAAAUAACGGUUGGGUCAGCAAUGCUAUGCUCUGUGUCCUACUCAGUGUGUAAAUGUUGGUGUCUUGUGUAAUAUUGAUCCAGAGGAAAGACAAUCAGAUACAAUGAAGUUGAUUCAAUCUAGGAAGUUGGGUGCUUGGGGGUUCUGUUGAUGUUCUGAUUUGGAUUGAUAAAGGAAUUUCUACUAUUAAUCUUUGGAAGGAAUGCCCACCCCAAAACUUAUACUGAAUGUCUUUUUUAAAGUUGUUUGUUUGUUUGUUUUGGUCAAGUAUUCCAUGCUAAUUCUCCUCCAUUCUCCACCCCCUUUCCCUUUGUUGUGGCUUUUAUUUGGGAGAGGGGAGUGGGGCUUGUGCAGGUUUGAGUUCUGAAGACAUGAACACAAAUGGAAAUACCAGCCAUAUCAGUGUAGCGCCUCCAUUCAGAAGUGAAUGCCUUUGGUAACCCAACCCUAACUGAGCAGUGCAAUUGUGUUGUCUUGCCUAUGUUAUUCUCUCAGGCUGUGGACCUUUGUUACAGCUCUAGGAAACUGUAGAAACACGUAGCUUUUCUACCCCUGGUCUAGUGCUGCAUAUCAACUUGUGUGUCCCCCCCAACCCUUUGCCCCUUAACUUGUCUUCCAGGUGGUUUUUGUUAGCUGUCCAACAGCUGACUCUUGUGGUGUGGUAGCAGAGAGGUGAACGUGCUGUGGUCUGCUCCAUUGCUCCUGUAGUCUUGUUCUCAAGUUCUCAGCAGCACUACCUUAGAUUUCAUCAGCUAAUAGGAAACUUUUUAUGGUGUAAAUGCUGUAAGACUUUGUACAUACUUCAGUUGUUAUGAAAUCUUUAAGGAAAAAGAAAAGAAAAAGUUAUGCUAAUAAAUAGCUCUGGUGCAGGCA